Theobroma cacao (cacao) is the source of this 3018-nucleotide messenger RNA. The record is from RefSeq and is a predicted model, not a curated record. Lineage: Eukaryota; Viridiplantae; Streptophyta; Magnoliopsida; Malvales; Malvaceae.
AUGGGAUCACCUUUGUAUCUCUCCAUUUCAAUCAGCUUGCUUAAUUUACUCUUACUGUUUUUUCUUGUUUCUUCGGUACGGCCACUGUGCCACCCUGAUGAACGCUCAGCAUUGUUGCAGUUCAAGGAAAGCUUUGUCAUCAAUAACUCUGCCUCAAGUAGUCCUGAUGCCCAUGCGAAAACUGAAUCGUGGAAACUUGAGAGGGAAAGUGGUGACUGCUGCUCGUGGGAUGGGGUGGAGUGCGACAACGGCACUGGUCAUGUAACCGGCCUCAACCUUGGAAGUAGUUAUCUUAAUGGUUCAAUCGAUUCUAGCAGCAGCCUCUUCCACCUUGUUCACCUUCAAAGGCUUAAUCUCGCAGACAAUGUCUUCAAAAAUUCUAAAGUUCCUUCUGAGGUUAGGAAUCUCUCAAGACUGACAUCUCUGAACCUCUCUUACUCCGAGUUCUCUGGUCAAAUACCGUCAGAGAUCUUAGAGCUGUCAGAGUUACAGCUCCUUGAUCUGUCAGGGAACUCAUUGAAGCUUCGGAAUACAGGCUUGAGCUCUCUGCUUGAUAAGUUAACUAAACUUCAAGGACUUUAUCUUACUGAUGUCAGAAUUUCUUCUUCGGUACCUAAUAUCUUAGCAAAAUUUUCUUCAUUGAAAGCUUUAAUUUUAUCAAAUUGUGACUUGCGUGGUGAGUUUCCCACAGGAAUAUUUGAGUUACCCGCUCUUCAGUUUCUCAGCCUGCAGUCCAAUCCGAAGCUUACUGGAUAUUUACGUAAUAUUCAGAGCAAUCACCCUCUUUUGGAAUUAAGCCUUGCAAACACAAAUUUCUUUGGACAGCUGCCAGAAUCAUCUGGAAACUUCAAGUCCUUGGAACUUUUGGACAUUUACAACUGCCAUUUUUCAGGGAAGUUACCGUGUUCACUGGGUAACCUUACUGAACUCAGUUAUCUUGAUCUGUCUCUUAACAACUUUUCGGGACCUAUUCCUCCUUCACUUGGAAAUCUGAAACAGCUCAUGACUUUGGAUUUCUCUGAUAACAAUUUUUCUGGGGAAAUCCCUUCUUUCAUAGCCAAUCUUACCCAACUUGUUUAUUUGUCUCUUGCCACCAACAAUUUCGACCGUGGAACCUUGUCUUGGCUUGGUACGCAAAUCAAUCUAACUUGCUUGGACCUAUCAAACACCGGUUUAUCUGGUAAGAUCCCAUCUGCUCUCAAAAAUUUGACCCAAAUUACUACUUUAUAUCUCUGGUCCAAUAGAUUAGAGGGUCAGAUUCCACCUUGGAUAGGAAACCUAACCAAGCUCACUGAGAUCAAAUUCCAGAAAAAUAUUCUGAGUGGUCCGAUUCCAGAAUCAAUCUUCAAGCUUGAGAAUCUUGAACUUCUUCAUCUACAUGUUAAUCAACUAAAUGGAAUUCUUAAGUUGGACUCAUUUCUUGAGCUUAAAAAUCUCACCAGACUCCGACUUUCAAGGAACAACUUGUCACUGCUCAACACUGUCGGUAUCAAUGCCACUGCUCCAAAGAUCCAGGUUUUAGGAUUAGCUUUUUGCAACUUAUCUGAAUUCCCAGAUUUUCUGCGUAGUCAAGAUGAAUUGGAAGUCUUGCAACUUGCUGGCAACAACAUUCAUGGCCAAAUACCAAAAUGGUUUUUGCGCGUGGGAAAAGAAACUCUCUGGCACUUAAAUUUGAGCUUUAAUUUUCUGACACGAUUUGAGGAGCUUCCUGUUCUUCUUCCAUGGACUAGCUUAGAGCUUUUCGACCUUAAAUCUAGCAUGUUCCGAGGACCACUGCCUCACCCACCACCUUCCAUCGUCUAUUAUGAUUUCUCAAAUAACUCACUGUCUGGAGAAAUCCCACCGAUUCUGUGCAAUCUUUCUUUUCUUGUGGCCUUGGAUUUGUCUGAUAACAACUUGACUGGGAUACUCCCGCGAUGUUUAGUCAACCUAAGUGACUCUCUAGAAGUACUCAACCUUCGAAAUAAUCACUUUGCUGGUGCUAUUCCUUCAACAUAUACGAAGAGCUGUGGGUUAAGGAUGAUGGACUUGAGCCAAAAUCAAUUAAAAGGGAGAAUACCGAGGUCACUAGCCCAUUGUACCAAGCUAGAAUUUCUAAAUCUCGGAAACAAUCUGAUAAAUGAUACCUUCCCUUCUUGGCUGGGUACUCUUCCAAAACUUAAGGUUCUCAUCUUGAGAGCGAAUGCAUUGCAUGGUGUGAUAGUGAAACCUCAAGCCAAAUCGGAAUUCUCCAAGUUGCAAGUAAUUGACCUUUCAGAUAAUAGUUUAAGGGGUAAGUUGCCAUCUGAGUACUUAAACAUUUGGGUUGCCAUGGAACUUGCUAAUACAAACAGCUUAUCCCCAUACAUGAAUGCAAAUACAAGCUUCCAAACUAGAGGAUAUGAGUGGUCUAAUUAUUAUAAUUAUGUAGUUACAUUGGCUAACAAAGACAGAGACUUAAGAUAUGAGAAAGUUCCAGAUUCCAUCUCAGCUACUGAUUUGUCAAGCAACCAGUUCCAAGGUGAAAUCCCUGAAGUCAUUGGCAAUCUGAAGCUAAUUCGUAUGCUUAACCUUUCAAAUAACAAUAUCACUGGUCAUAUUCCAUCAUCAUUGGGGGAAAUUACGAAUCUUGAAUCUUUGGACCUCUCUCGAAAUAAGCUAUCGGGACAAAUCCCUCAGCAACUAGCCAACAUUAACUUCCUUGAAGUCUUCAAAGUCUCUUAUAACAAUCUUGAAGGGCCUAUACCUAGAGGAGCACAGUUCGAAACCUUUAAAAAUGAUUCGUACGAGGGAAAUUCAAGAUUGUGUGGAUACCCUUUGUCAAAAAAUUGUGGAAAUCCUGAAGUCUUGCAGCCACCACCUCCUUUGAUCUCCAAAGAAGAUGAAGAAAUUGAGAGUUCUUUCAAGUUUGGUUGGAAGAUAGUUUUGACAGGAUUUGGUGUUGGGCUAAUAAUUGGACUGUCUCAUGGAUACAACUUCACCACAAGGAAACAUGAGUGGUUCAUUACGGUCGUCAGAAAGUGGCAAAGGUAUGUGUAA